GGGCGGGGCGUCACGAGCAGCCGCAGUCGGCGACGUGGGGGUCCCGACGCCCUCCUCCCCUUCGCGUCGCUCCCUCCAGAAGACCUUCUGAGCGGAAGGGAAGGGAAGUUGCAAGCUCCUCGCGGUUUUUUCUCUCCCUCUCGUGUCCCAGUCCCGCCGCCACGACAGGACAAUUGCUUGGCGCGGCGGAAGCUCGGAGGCUCGAUGACGACGAAGGAAGAGAACAUUCGAACAGAUGAAAUGGCGAACCCAUCUCCAGCAAAGAGUAUAGGCGACCCUGGAAUCACACCGCUGUCUCCUACACACAUUCAGCAGAAUGACGCAGACCAGGUCCCGUCAGGAAUGCCCUUUGUGGUGGUGGUGGCCAUUGACUUUGGCACCACAUCAAGCGGCUAUGCUUAUGCAUUCACUAAGGAGCCUGAGUGCAUUCACACUAUGAGGCGUUGGGAGGGUGGUGAUCCUGGAGUCUCCAACCAGAAGACACCGACCACAAUCUUGCUGACCCCAGACAGAAAGUUCCACAGUUUUGGCUAUGCAGCCCGUGACUUUUAUCAUGACCUAGACACCAGUGAGUCCAAGCACUGGCUCUACCUGGAGAAAUUCAAAAUGAAGCUCCAUACCACAGCGAAUUUGUCCAUCAACACGGAUCUCCAGGCAGCCAAUGGUAAGCGCGUGAAAGCUUUGGACAUUUUUGCCUAUGCACUGGCCUUCUUUAAAGAGCAAGCACUGAAGGUAAUGUACCUGACGAUAAGCAUUACAUACAUUAUUUGUUAUAUAAACCGGGGGUGCAUCUUGGGAAAUCAUUCAUUUAUUAACAAAACCCCAAAACAUUCACAUUUUAGUUAAAAAAAAAUCAGUUGUUCGGUAUACAUAUAUACAUAAAUACAACACAUAUACAUAGAAACUAGGGGUGUAAAGAUUCAUUUUAGCAACGAUUCGACUCGUAUCAUGAUUCAUGUUUGCCGAUUCG
Messenger RNA from Phyllopteryx taeniolatus (common seadragon), 970 nucleotides. Its product is annotated as heat shock 70 kDa protein 12A-like. NCBI's taxonomy places the organism in Eukaryota, Metazoa, Chordata, Actinopteri, Syngnathiformes, Syngnathidae. Bases 205 to 846 code for a protein of 213 amino acids. The transcript is spliced from 5 exons. The record is from RefSeq and is a predicted model, not a curated record.